Manis pentadactyla (Chinese pangolin) is the source of this 10687-nucleotide messenger RNA. It is a transcript of the gene CXXC4, whose product is annotated as CXXC finger protein 4. The transcript is spliced from 3 exons. The coding region runs from base 643 to 1776 and encodes 377 amino acids. The record is from RefSeq and is a predicted model, not a curated record. Gene Ontology annotation, cellular component: nucleus. Lineage: Eukaryota; Metazoa; Chordata; Mammalia; Pholidota; Manidae. Gene Ontology annotation, molecular function: methyl-CpG binding; zinc ion binding.
CCCCAGCAACCACACACACGCACACACACAAACAGAGAGGAGGGGGAGGGGGAAAAGAGAGCGAGGAGAGAGAGGGAGAGAGGAGAGACUCCCCGGCUCCCUCCCUCCUUCGCACACAGCGACUGGAGACGGACGGAGAGCAACGCGCUGGGAGAGGAGCGACCACCGAGCACAGCCCCGCGCUCUCCCACAUGCACUCACACUCGGCUCUUUCCUCUCCCCCCACCUCCUCCGCCUCCUUCCGCCCCCACCACUAACACCAUCUCCUCCUCCUUCUCUCUGCAACAAGAAAAAAAAAGCCAUUUACAGGGGGUGAUGUGCAACUAAUUAAAGGCAGACUAGCAGCGUCUGCAAAUUCUAAGGCUCCCCAAAUAAAAAGAGACUGUUGUAACAGUUGGAGGAUAAUGCCAAGGAAGACGCUGCCCGGGAGCCCACCGCCUGCGGACAUGCGCCCCAGAGAGGAAUAAAGCAAUCCUCACCUUGCUCUCCCCACCCGGGCCCACCUUCCCCUCCCGCCCCGGCCCCCACCCCAACACCACCAUCACCCCCUUCCCUCCCCCCCGCCUCCCCCCCUUUCCCGCCCAAGUGUCGGACCAGGCGGUCCCCACUUCCACCCUGCACCCCUUCUUCCCCCCCUGCACCAUGAACACCAAUGUCUGCGUGGAGCCCGGGCCGAGCCCGGAGGCCCCGGGCUUGCCCAAGGAAAGCCACCUGCCCGAGGGGGCCCUGAACAGCCUUGUGGAUUACAACUCGGAGAUGGAGCGCUACCGCUCCUUUGCCACCUCCUUCUACAAGACCAACGGGGGCGCCUUUCCGCAGGCGGCCAAGAUCGCGCGCAUCACCACCCCCAUCUUCCCUAGCAGCGCCGCCGCCGCCGCGGCCGCCGCGCGCAUCGGCAUGUCCCCCUGGAACUGCGACAACGCGGCCACCGCCGCCGCCGCCACCGCCAUGCUCUGGGGCAGCGGCGGCGGCGGGAGCGGCGGCGGGGGCGGUGGCGGCGGGGGCAGCGGCGGGGGCGGCGGGGGUGGCAGGAAAUCCUCCGCCGCCGCCGCCUCCUCCUCCACCUCCUCGGCGAUCCUCCCCGCGGGCGGCGGCGGCGGCGGCGGCGGCGGCAGGACCAGCAUGCACCACCGAAACGACUCCCAGAGGCUGGGGAAAGCUGGCUGCCCGCCAGAGCCGUCGUUGCAAAUGGCAAAUACUAAUUUCCUCUCCACCUUAUCCCCCGAACACUGCAGACCUUUGGCGGGGGAAUGCAUGAACAAGCUCAAAUGCGGCGCUGCUGAAGCAGAGAUAAUGAAUCUCCCCGAGCGCGUGGGGACUUUUUCCGCUAUCCCAGCUUUAGGGGGCAUCUCAUUACCUCCAGGGGUCAUCGUCAUGACAGCCCUUCACUCCCCCGCAGCAGCCUCAGCAGCCGUCACAGACAGUGCGUUUCAAAUUGCCAAUCUGGCAGACUGCCCGCAGAAUCAUUCCUCCUCCUCCUCGUCCUCCUCGGGGGGCGCUGGCGGAGCCAACCCGGCCAAGAAGAAGAGGAAAAGGUGUGGGGUCUGCGUGCCCUGCAAGAGGCUCAUCAACUGUGGCGUCUGCAGCAGUUGCAGGAACCGCAAAACGGGACACCAGAUCUGCAAAUUUAGAAAAUGUGAAGAGCUAAAGAAAAAACCUGGCACUUCGCUAGAGGUCAGAGGAGAUGAUUUCUUGUUUCCCAGCCUACCCCCCUCCCUCUUCACUCCCCUUUCCUCUCCCCUUCAGGGCUUCUUGUCUGGCUUGAAGAUGCAGUAGCCCUUUCCUGAAGCUUCAUUCAGGUUGUGAGAUUCAGUUGUAAGUCGUUUGCAAAGGGCAUGGCCUCUUCACCACCCUCCCCAGCUGCACUUCGCGUGGAACUGCCCUCCUGAUGGGGAGGGCACCCCUCCUUUUUUAUCUCUAGGGAAAACUAAUGUAAUUGAUUUGAAAAAAAUCAUAAUUUUCACAUUUGGUAUGGUCAAAAUUUUCUCUUGGUCAUUAAAAUCGUCCCCUCCUCUCCCCUCCCCCCCCGUUAUUAUUUUUUAAAGCAUCUCUGCCCAAAGGAUUGGACACAUCAUAUUCCAUAUACUUUUCUGGCUAACAGAAGCUUGUUAGUGGCCCGAUGAGGACACAGUUUGUGGCGCACAAGCCUAUGUUCCCAUUAACCCCUCCCCCCGCCACACACACACACAGAAUAAUCAUUGAGGCUGAAAUAUAUGGAUUCAAAAGAUUUUUUAACCUCCUUCUAGGAUAGUUUUUCUCCUCACCAUGACGAAAUGUUUGUUUCCCAUUUUAUUUUUUGCAUAUCUGUGUGGGUUUUUUUUUUUUGAGAGAGAGAGCAGAAAUAGUAUAGAAAGAUGAACACCACCUGCAAUUUUAAAGAUCUGACUUAGUAUGAAAGGAUUCAAUUCAAGUUCACUUCAGGAAGGUGACAGUAAUUUUAUUUAAGAAUUGCUUUACAUAGUUUCAGAAACUAAUGCUUUCUGAAACUCAGUUACCAAAAAAUGUUUCCUUUGGGCUGUGCAUUUGACAAAGUAACCAUUUUGUGGUCACAGAAUUGUUCUAUACACUAAACACAGUUCUGGUGAUACCCAGAUAGUGACUAAUCGUUCCUUUUUUUUCUAUAUGGUCUUACAGCAGACACUGUACAGAUUAUCACUACAGGAAUUGUUAUAUUAGGCUUUAGUUAUGUUAAAUCCAAAGACCGGUGUGUUUGGUGGAAAUUUCAUACAAUAACCUGAUCAAAACAAAAAGGAAAAAACUGGAAAAUCACAGAUAAAUGAUUUUGGUGGUAUAUUUUUGCACAGAAAUAUGGACAAGUAAUCAUAUUUAGUCCCUUGAUCAAAUUUAAAGAGUAGAUAGCUAGAAGUUCAUAUAUCCAUGAGAACAUAGGUGGGGGAUUUAUCAUUUGGGAAUAUUCUAUGGCUGGAUUGUGGGGUGAGGAUAGCUUCUACAAGUUAUCAUCAGAGGGGCACCUGCACAUUCUCUUAAAAAAUUGUGAUCACUACUUGAAGGAGUUUUUGCCAUUUAGACUGGUCUUUAAAGAAUAAAAGAGACCAACCAGUUAAAGAUCUUUGUUGCACGUUUGAGCACAAAUAAGAUACAGAUUUUUCAAAAGUUUCAUUAAUAUAAAUUAAAGCAAAUAGCACUUUGGAAUUCCAAAAAAAUCCCAGUAUUAAUAUUGAUACCAUUACUGAUUGUGAUCAGUUCCAUCAAAAUAUUGCAUUUAUUCCUCUAUAAGAGAACCCAUGUCUUUACUGAAAGUUUGACUUUCCUCUAGGGUGGUUUAUUACAUUUCCUUUGGCAGUUCUGCUUAAGCAAAGAAAAUAGAAAUUAUAAAAACGCAGAUCCAUGUAUUUUCUUAGGUGGCAAAAAUUUGUUCUUAGCUUUUGCAUUUUCUUCUCUGAAUUAGUUUAUCAUAACUUCUCUAAGUCUCUAAGACCCAAUGGGAAAUUAAAAUUCAGUUCAUGCUGAAAUUUCCUAUUAAUACUCAAUCGAUACUGACCAAAGGCGUUUAUUUUUCAUCUUGAACUACAGUAUCUAGAAUUAUAGAUUUGGUAUUCCUAGUAGGCCUUGUCUUUAGCGAGACCCAUGGCACUGCCUGCACCCUAAUUUAGGGCAUGUGGUGGAUAGGACCACUGAACAAUUCUGAUGAAUUUAGUAAGUAACCACUGUGAAGGAGCUUUUUGUGAAUACCAAUAGGUUUUCUGCACAAGUUUCUAUGCUGACUUAUCAGUGUAAACAAGCUUCACAAAUUUCCUUUUCUCUUCCUUUUGAUAGUUUUCCACACACUUGGGAUGUUUAAAUUCUUUAAGCAUUUUGAUCACAAAUGAUCCUAUAGUAUCAACUUUUCUUCUUUUUUUAAAAUCUGUGUGUGCAGAAGUUCUGUUGAUCUUCAGAAGGUGGUGUGUGGAUGGAAGGGGAAACAAAUUUCUCUUUCUAGCACUCUCUGAACAUGUUUUCCUUAACUACAUACCCCUUCCUACCAGAGAAUAGACCAUGGUUCAAGGCUAAGAUUAUUAGUGGAAUGAUAUUUUGCAGAAAGAAAGAAGUUUUGUGUUUGUUUGUUUGUUUGUUUUUCGUUAAGAUUCUAUCUAGGUCAUUUAAAAAAGGCAGUGGCUAUAUAAUUGCCUUAAGCUCAUGUGUGACCACAAAUAUGGCUGUAGGAAACCAGUGGGAUGCAUAUCAGAGAGACAGGGUCUACGUGACUGAACCAAAUGGGAACAGUGGUUGUGGGGCAGUAGAAAGUCGCCCUGUUGACUUGCUUCCCUCUGUAAUUUGGUUCCUGUAAAUUAUCAUCAUUUGUAGAGAUGUUUUAGAGAUUGGAUAGACUCUCUAGCUGAGGAUUGUGAGUUGGAGAUUCAUUAUGAUAUACCUGUGGAUUUCAGAUGUAAGGAGUUUGGUAGUUAAUAUUUAUUGACUUUUAAUUAUGGACACCCAUUAACAUCUGGAUCAUAAUCAUUACUUCUUAUUUAUCAUUUCAUACCUCAUGUGCUCUUCUUCUCUUUGACUUACUGUCAUCCCAGACGCUGGAGGCAUGAUCAGAUUUUCAGGAUGAGUAAACUGAAGUAAGACAGAUUCACAUAGAUGUGUUGGAAUUCUUGCUCACAUUUUCUAAAGCUUCCCCUCUAUAUUCCUUUUAAAACUGCCCCAUUUUCCUGCUUAGUCUCAUGUUAACAGCAUCUUAAUGCCUUAGAAAUGUGUUUAAAGAAUCACCUCCCUUGAUAAUAUUCCAUAUGACAAAGCAAAUUUCAUUUUUCUAUAUUAUGUUUGUAUAUUUGCCUGUAACACUAUUCAUUAUUCAUUACUGUAUUAAAACAUCACUAAUUACUCAAGGUAGUUAUUAGAAAUGCUGUAGGCCCCUUGUGCGACAAAAUAUAUCUUAAAAUUUGUAUCCUAAAUGGUCAAUAUUAAGUUCCUAGAUAUUUCAAGAAACAUGAAUUUUGUAUUAAGUUACAUAGAAGCAUGUUGUCUCAUACAAAGUUAAUCCUUUGGUUUUUAUAUUCACAGCAGUUUCAUUUGUAAUACUGAGAUCUAACUUUUUAAAUAGCCCAACCUGAUAUGGCUCAAGGGAUACAAUUGUCCCAUGGGCAACCCCAGCCUCUUAGUCCCUGAACAUUGUUCAGGUGACAUGAUUGAUCUCUGUGGGACAGCAUUAGAGACCACACAGAUCUGGUUUCUCUCCCAUUAGCUGAUUUAUGGAAUUACAUUAGUAAGCAGCGCCUCAAGAGAUUUCCCUUCCCCCACUCUUGCUCUGGGCUGUGAGUUCCACACUGCCACCGCCCAGGCUGUCCAGGAGCUGGAGGAGCAACUUGCAAGGGGCACCUUAUAGUGAAGAGACUGAGAACUGGAAGUCAGGAAAGAAAAUGGGCAAUUCCAUUCUCUUUCUUUUCUUUUCUCUUUUUAAAAUGUACCUGCUGAGGGUACAGGCCAACAGUAAUUUUCCACAAGUUAGUUUGAGCUCCUAAGGAGUAUGAUGAAUAUCCAGAUAUUGCCCCAAACAUGAUAACUUGUUUUAGAAGAGUAGAAGAGUGUUUUCAUAUCUAUGCUGUUAAGUUCUAAAUGCUCCAACUACACAAAUGGCAACCGCAAAAUCCUGGACAGAGCAUUGUCUACAGUUUGUGCAGGAAGAUGGAUACCUGCUUCCCAAAGAAAUUCAUUUGUGGACCAUACAUAAAAUAGGUGUGCCACUCAAACUCAGUCUGUAUAGUUAAAUAAUGAAACCAGUCAAUAAUUGAACAUGUCAUAAGUGUUCAAAGUUUGGUGACUUUAACAUAUUUUUUAGGUAAAAUACAAAUGUUUCAUGUGUUAAGUUGAAACAUCUACCAGUUUGUCAUUUUACAUCAUAAUUUAAAAAUGAGUUUUCAAUUCUCAGUUUCAAGAAUAAGAAACACACCAUUAUAGAAAGGUAAAAAAAAUUUUUUUUUUUGGGCAAAAAUUUUUUUAACUUCAGAAUGCAAAUAUUUAACUAUCAAAGAGGAAGAAGAAACUUCAAUAAAUUCAAACAAAGUGAUGGUAUAUUUAAACUAAAAUGUAAUAUAGAAAUAAUAAUGUAGGAAAAAGAUCCGGAGUCUCAUAAGUGAUAAGAAAAAAGUUCAGAAAAGGUCAACUUUGACUAGUCACAAAAUAAAUUUGUAGCCAGAGCAUGAAGCUGUAAUACAAGUUUGGUGAGAUUCUCUUUCCAUCACUACAUUUAAUACAAGGUAGUAAAAGCUGUUUUUGAAAGAAUCAUGUGUUUUUAACAAUUCCUAUAUGAAAAUAAUACCCCAUCCAUCCCAAUAUCAUGUGAAUUCUAAGCAGUCUUUUGGAUGGCAGUUAGGAAUAAGUACAAUUAAAUCCAUUUGUAAAUUAUCCUAUAAGAAAGUUUAUUUGAAAUUUAAACAUCAUCAAACAAAAUGCAAUCAAAAAGCUUAACAGAACAAAUAACAACAACUAUAAUCUUUAGGCUUUAAAGGAUAAAAAUAUUUGGAUACCUUCAAGAAAAAUGGAAAGUGUAUCUAGUGAUACAGGAAAUAAAAGUUACUUCAUUUUAAACUUUUUAAUGAAUUGAUUACUGAAGUAUUACUGCUUAUUUUGGUUAGUCUUAGCUAACUGUUUUCCUGCGUGAACAGUUAAGAGUUUUGCAUAGUCAGAGCUACAGAUUGAUAAAUACAGAACAAUUUAAUCAAAUGGUCUGUAAGAGUAAACAUUGAAGAGUGUGCAAAGAAGGAGAGCAGUUCAUCCAUAUUUGCUCUAGUUUAUCAGGUUAGAGACUAAAGAUCUCUAACCUGUUAGGUUGGGGUGACCCUAGAAACACUAGUAGAAUAUUCUUUCUGGAUACAGAAGUAAAACAUAAAACUAUUUGAAUGUUCCUCAGGAAUAGGAUGAAGUGUGUUUUAAAAAAUUCUUCUGAAGUAGUUGGUGCUUUUAGAACUUACUGAUUAACUUCAGUUGGUCAGAUUGUCUGAAUAGAUAGUUCAUUUGUGCCCAAAAAUUCACGUUUUAAUUUUGCUUUGAAAAAGCAUAACAAAAUGUCCUACUAUCCAAUAAAUUUCACGAGUGGAUAAGCUUCCAUUUCUUACAUUUGUUUUCUUUCACACUAUGUAAAACAUAAAACAUAAACAUGUAUUCAUCAUAAAAAAAAUCUAAUUAAAUUACUAGACUAAGUUCAAGAUUUAUUGUAAGUCCCAUGUAAAUAUACAAAUUGGAGAAAGGACUACUGCUCUUUUAGUUUUUCUCUUAUUUAUAGAUUAGUUUUUAAAAAGCAAAAAUGAAUGCAAAAUAAUGGUAACAUCUUUCAUUUUUAUAAGUGUGAUUUUCAGUCACUGAUUAGAAUGUAAGAUGAUCUUGGCUGGGGAAGUAGAGCACUCUAGGAAAUACCAUUUUUUACUAAAACUUGUUUUCAAGGAAGUAUUUUUUGUUAUUUGUAUAAAUUUUGGAUAUUUGGCACAUGCAUCAUUUUGUUCCUUCACUCGUGCUGAAGUAUUUCUGCUCAUUCUUAACAUAGUUUUCCAUGUAGUGUUAUGUUGUUAUCCCUAUGGGUUUCAAAAUAUUGGGGGAGGGGCACACAGGUGGCCUCAUCCUUCAUCAUAUCUUGUUCUAUCACAUGCAAACACCUGUCCUGAAAUUGAAUUAUUCUGCAGGGUAAUCAAAAAGCCUCCCUCUAUUCAGUAUCAUAUGUUUUCUGUUGUUUAUUGAGUUAUGUUGCACCAUACUUCAGAUGCGACAGCCAUUUAAUAAUGUUGAAGACUUAGCUCUGCAGGGACUAAAAGGAUCCCAGCAGGCUUGUUAACUUAUACUCUAAAACAUUGUGAGAAAUAUUUUUUCCUCUGUGAAACUUCGGGGCUUUCUCUUAAUUUAUUUUAAGAGCCUAAGAAUCCACAGCUAGGUAUGAGAGUGAGCCUGUUACAUUUUUGUUCCAUGUUUCUAUUUCUUAAUAUUUAACCCAUCUAUUUCAUGUAGCAUUUCUUACUCAAAAGAAAGUGACAAAGAAAACAAUUAAAUUUUCAAGAAUUAAUAGUAAGGAUGCUUUUUGUUGACAGGAAACCAAAUACAAAUGAUAUUCAGGGAAUAUACUACUAGUUUUUUGACUUUUCAUUUCUUUUACAAUUAAUUAUAUUUGGGUCAUGUGGCCACAAUUAGAGGAUCAUUUAUGGGAAGAGCCACUGGUAUGGAAUAACUUACCAGUUGAACUAUAUUAGUUCCAUCAGCAUAACUUCUCUGAACUUUAUUUCCUCACCUCUAAAAUGGGGGCUCAGCCUACCUUAUAACUUUUUAAUAUUGUACGUAGGUUAAUGUUCUUUGCAUAUUGAAAUAUGCUAUGCAAUUUCUUGUUCCUGUCUUAGUCAUCAGUAAAAAGUAGAGAAGACAAUUAUAUUUACAGAUAAUUCAAUUCACUAACAAGUUACUUACAGUUUUUAGAAAUUAAAGCUCAGGUAGACAAUUCUGUGGCUUGUGUUUUCUGAAUAUUUGAUGUAAUCAUCCAGUUCACCGAGGAUCUGGCUUGAUUUCACUUGGAAAGAGAUAAACCUGAUAAACAAGUUUUCCUCUUCUUGUGCCUGUGUUGUCAAACACCCAUUAAACCACACAGUACCUAGUGAAGUCAGUCAGUGUGACCAGCCAACUCCAGUAACUGAAGCUUCUUCCUCCUUCCCCACCAAAGGCACACCACCCCCAUUAUGAUCUGUAUUUUUUAAUAGAGUGUGUGUGUGUGUGUGUGUGUGUGUGUGUGUGUGUGUGUGUGUGUGUGUGUGUGUGUAUUUCACUUUAACUCAAUAACUUCAUCUGACUGCUCUUGUCUUUAUUUGGACAGAUACAGGGAGUUAUUCUAAAUGUGAAUUAGUUUAAGAAAAUCUUGUAAGAAAGACAUGAUUAAAUGCUUGUCAUGAAUUCUAGUUGGAAAACAUCUAACAAAUACUGGAAAACUAGUUACUUUUGUUUUGGAAGAGUGUGUGUGUGUGAAAUAAAACUGGCAGAUAUUUAUUUUGGAUAAAAACUGAAGUGACUAUGAGGAGCUUUCUUUUUUCUUUUUAAAAAGAAGAGCAUAUUGAUGAAAUGAAGAAGGGUAGUGAGCAAUAAUAGAAAAUGCUGAUGCUUUUUUCUGGGAGAAGAUAGUGAUAGGCCUGAAAAGACUGGGAAUACUAAUCAAGAAAGCAUUAAAGGGCAAAAGAAUAUUCAAGCCAGGAUGUACUACACUGUCUACAAGGGACUUUGUCAAGACAGGAUAUGCACGUCUGCUUUGCUUCAGCAGUUAUAGAAGUUUUCCAGAGAAUGGAGACUCUAAAAAGUAGGAAGAAAAUAUUUUCAUGCCUUGACUCCAUACAUCUGAUUUAGGAGUUGGAGCUGAUGACCAGGUUCAGUGGAGUGGCAGCCGAGUUAGAGACAAGGAAAAACAGAUUGUGUCAUAAUCUGAUGUUAUGAUUUUUACUUAUGCCUUUGAAACAUUUGGUAGAAUAAUUCCAAAGUGUAACUAAAAGAGAAUACUUCCAAAAUGGGUAGAAAAAUGGGAUCCUAUUUGAGUCUAAUCUGCAUCUAAAUUCAUAUAUGAAAGGACAUUUUUGAGAAGGUGAAGAAAAGUAUCAGACAAUGGGGAAAACUGUGCUGAAAGUACUGUUUCUUGCUCAAGGACUUAAAAAUUUAAAAAAAAAAACCCUGGAGGAUUGAUAGUAUCAAAAGGUAGAGAUCAAGGAGGGUGAGAAGAGAAAGGGAUAUAUGUUUAUAGAUCAGGAAGAGUCAUGGGCAUUUCUGUGUAUGUCAGCAAAUCUGGCAAAUUCUGGAGAAGAUCUAUUUUCUCCAAAACUUCACAGAGUGAAAAGAGAUGAAAUAAAAUUUUAAAAGAAUUAUAGGCUAUGCACAUUUAAUUUUAUGGAAAUGAUGAUUAUGAGUGUGGGUGAAUCAGUGGUGGAACAGUAAGUGUGCUGCAAAAUGAUGACUCGAUGAGAAAUAAUGUUGUUUAUAGAUUAAAUGAGAUCAGUGAUGGUUUUAAUGGAGUUAAGAAUAAGGAAGAGAGAUAAGAUUCUCAGUUAUAGGCAGAUGGAUGGGAAGUGAGAUAUGGAAUCUUCUAGGAAACAUUAAAUACUUUGUUUGCUUUCUCAUCCAUGAGAAACGAAAUAGAGAGCACUGGUCUUUACCAUCCCACAGGAAAUAGAUACUGAAUCUAAUAUGUAAGCCUGCUAUGUAGAGUUCAGUUCAUUAGGAAGUGGAGUGCUUUUUGGAUUUUCCUCCUGUGAUCUCUUUGCAUGACUAUGGUAUAUGGCAUGCAGCUGCAUCUUUCAAACUGCAGAUGACACUAUAUUAGUGGCUCGUGAAACCAGUGUGUUGACUUACCACCAAGACUUUUAGAAAAUAGACUAGAAUAGAGUGGAACAGAAAAUAUAUGAGUGCACUGCAGGUAGUGAAUAUACAUAUUAAACUUUUGUUUCAGUUACUUUUGUAAAGUAAAUGUAUGUAUAUGCAUGAACUAGGCUGCUGUGUAAAAUGCAUUUCUGACUGUUGGUUGUAAUCAAAAAAGUUUGAAAAACACGAGUGACAGCAACAAUAUUGAGCAAGUCUGUAGUGAGGAAAAAUAUUAUAUUUGUAAAUGGAACAAUGUUAACAAGAUAAAGAGUAAAAUUUAAAUGUGUAUUUAUAAAUAGUGUAUCUUUACUUCUCCAAGACAGAUCUGUAACUAUGCUGUAUAUUCAUGAAUACAUGGUAUGUUACUAAGCACAUA